AAUUAAUUUGAAUUUUGAAAUCUUGAGGGCAGCACGGACUCCGAUCUCCAUAUUUUUAUUUGUUGGUUGGGUUGAUAUAUUGAUAGUUAGCAAAAUUAGCUUUUAUUAGUAAAAUUUAAAAUAAGUGAAAGAGUAUUUACUGUUUGUAAUAAUAAACAUUUAAUAAAUAAUAAUAAUGUCCACGGCUGCAAGACCAACGUUUGAUGGAGCACGAGGUGGACAAGGACGUGGUGAAAAAGAUUUAAGUGCUAUUUCAAAGCAAUAUAGUAGUCGUGAUUUACCUUCACACACUAAAUUAAAAUACAGAGAACAUGGACAAGGGACAGUUGACGAAUUACGUAAUCGUGAUUUUCGUCGUGAAUUGGAAGAACGUGAACGCGAAAAAGAUAAGUCAUCAGCGAGUAAUCGUCGUAUGAUUGAACCAGCACGCGAAGCUGCACCAUCUUCGAAACGUCAAAAAGUUGACCAAGCACCGGCAGCUAGUCUAGAUGCUGAUGAUCCAUUAGAUGAGGAUGAAUCUGACUCCGACAGUGAUGAAGAUGACACUGCAACUCUGCUCGCAGAGUUACAACGAAUUAAAAAAGAACGCGCCGCUGAUCAAGCAAAGAAAGAAAUGGAAAAACGUCAAGAAGAAGAGAGAAUACGAAUGGAAAAUAUUUUAUCGGGAAAUCCUCUUUUGAAUUAUUCGUCUCAAGUCACAAGGACAGAUAUGAAAGUUCGUAGGCGCUGGGACGACGAUGUUGUUUUUAAGAAUUGCGCACGUUCCGAGCCAAAAAAGAAACACGAUGUCUUCAUAAACGAUUCGCUGCGCAGUGAAUUUCAUAAAAAAUUCAUGGAAAAAUAUGUUAAAUAAUUAAAUUUAUCAAUACUAUUAUUUAUUAAUCCUAAUUUAUGUAUAAGAUAAAAUAAGUCGUCAAUAAUAUUCAUACAAUUAUAUUCUAUAUCUUACAUUUUUUUAAAAUCUUAUUAUGUUUCACAAUUAGCUAAUGUUUCUGUAUCUAAAACAAUCUUUACGCGGUUGUAGAGAUAUAGAUGACAGAUAAGAGUUUUCAUACUACCUGUUGAUUUUUGCUGCUGAGAUUAAGUGGUUUCUAUUCAUCAAUUAUGCUAAUAAAAAUAUUCAUCGUCAAACGGCA
Molecule: messenger RNA, 1136 nt
Organism: Microplitis demolitor
Lineage: Eukaryota; Metazoa; Arthropoda; Insecta; Hymenoptera; Braconidae
Gene: c12.1
Product: protein CWC15 homolog
Exons: 3
Coding region: 176-853 (225 amino acids)
Biological process (GO): mRNA cis splicing, via spliceosome
Cellular component (GO): catalytic step 2 spliceosome
Molecular function (GO): RNA binding
Source: RefSeq, a predicted model, not a curated record